GCUUGCUCUAAUUCCGUUAAACAUAAGUUUAUAUAUGAUCUCAGAAUAACUGUAAUUUUCCCUCUGUGCAUGUCGUUGAAUGCUAUCAAAAUGCUUUGACAUUUACUUAUCUGUUUUAUUAAUGUAUAUCAACUAUAUAGUAACAUAUGUACUUGCUCUAGGUCAGGCGCUUAGAUUCCGCAGAUUACCUAGAUGGCUGUUUCCCAGUGUAUCGUUUCGCUGAUUAAGAAUUGUAGGCCCAAUGUGUGCAGUCGAUUUUUUAGCACAUCACGUGCAGCUUUCGCUACUAAGAUGACUGUUAGGGACGCUCUCAAUUCUGCUAUGCGUGAAGAACUGGAACGCGACAAAGAUGUUAUUAUUUUAGGAGAAGAAGUUGCUCAGUACGAUGGGGCCUACAAAGUCACUAAAGGUCUGUGGAAAACAUUUGGCGAUAGUCGUGUUAUGGAUACACCCAUAACAGAAAUGGGUUUCGCUGGAAUUGCUGUUGGGGCAGCCAUGGCUGGUCUUAAACCGAUAUGCGAAUUUAUGACGUUUAAUUUUGCAAUGCAGGCGAUAGAUCAGAUAAUCAACUCUGCUGCCAAGUCAGCAUACAUGUCUGCGGGUUUGGUUUCUGUCCCAGUCGUCUUCAGAGGACCAAAUGGUUGUUCCGCUGGAGUCGCUGCUCAGCACAGCCAAGAUUUUGGCGCUUGGUAUGCUAGUUGCCCAGGCCUGAAGGUUUUGGCGCCUUAUAGCUGCGAAGAUGCUCGAGGCCUUUUAAAGACUGCUGUACGCGAUCCAGAUCCUGUCGUUUAUUUGGAGAGCGAGUUGUUAUAUGGACACUCAUUUGAUGUGUCAGAUGAAGCGCUGUCUCCAGAUUAUUUAAUUCCUAUUGGUCAGGCUAAAAUCGAACGAGAAGGCAAAGACGUUACUCUUGUUAGUUACAGUCUAGGCGUGGGUACAUGCUUGGCUGCCGCAGAAGAACUGGCAAAACUUGGUAUUAGUGCUGAGGUAAUUAAUAUGCGUUCUUUACGUCCCAUGGAUGAGGAAGCAAUAUUUAACUCUGUUAAGAAAACUCAUUAUCUGGUCACUGUAGAAAAUGGCUGGCCUACAUGUGGUAUUGGAGCUGAAAUAUGCGCUCGAGUUAUGGAAACGGAUACUUUCAAUUAUCUGGAUGCUCCCGUCUUACGCGUUACAGGGGCUGAUGUUCCAAUGCCCUAUGCUCAAAAUCUAGAGCGUGCUUCCUAUCCUGAUACACAUAAUAUUAUAACUACUGUAAAAUUAAUGAAGAAUGUACAGUGAACUCUCAAUUCAAAUCAACUACCUACCUAGCUAUCUACCUUUCUGUUUUUAUCGACAUACGCAUACACAUUUAAUGUACCAACUCAAGUUUCGUUGCACUACUGAUACAUUUCAGUAUAAAUAUGUAAUUUAUGUAUUCUAGCGUAUCCUAGGUAAAUACCUACUGAGAAGUUUAGUAAAAUAUAAUUUUUUUCUUUUGGUUAUUGUUAAUAAUACAGUAUAGCAGUCGAUUAAUAAAAAAUUUUAUUUUUAA
This is a messenger RNA of Trichobilharzia szidati, 1531 nucleotides long. The record is from the annotation of a GenBank genome assembly. NCBI's taxonomy places the organism in Eukaryota, Metazoa, Platyhelminthes, Trematoda, Strigeidida, Schistosomatidae.